GUUGGACUGUAAGAAGCAGACGUUGCUCAAGAUGUUGGCACUACUCAGACCUAGAAUUUUUGGUGGGGAUUUCAAAAGAACCAUCCUGACAAAACCAGAUAUUGCCAGCUCAUUGCUUAGAUCUCCCUCUCUUCAGUGUUUACAUAUACAGGUUGGAGACAAGGCUGCGCUUACUAAAGCCUUCACACAGAAGGAUGUUGUUAGUUUUGCUGACUUAACUGGGGACACAAACCCACUGCAUCUGAAUGAAGACUAUGCAAAGAGAACUAGGUUUGGGAGAACAAUUGUACAUGGAGUUUUGAUCAACGGACUUAUUUCUGCAGUUAUAGGUACUAAAAUGCCUGGCUAUGGUUGUGUGUUUCUUUCUCAGGAAAUUCACUUCCCAGCUCCCUUGUACAUUGGAGAAGAAGUCUUAGCUGCAGCAGAAGUGACGAGACUGAAAAGAUCUGUUGCAUACAUUUCAGUAUCAUGUACUGUUAGGGAAAGUGAAAAGAUUGUCAUGGAAGGGAUAGUGAAAGUCAUGGUGUCAGAAGGUCAGCGCUCCUGACUGCACGGCGCUUUAUUCUUUAGUAAAAUUCAGAAGUACGUGGGGGGGCUCACAUGUAUGGUACCUCAAACCUUGGUAGGAGGAAGCCUGCAGAAACACUUUGAAGGACACAGCUUGCUGUCCAUUUUGAGAGCUACUGUGCCUUGUAGGUGAGAGAUGUAAAAUAUCACUUUUGAUGGCCUGUAAGGACACACGAAGAUCAGUAUGAUCCAUACUUACCUUACAUCUAUUACCAUUGUGUGCCACCAAGCCUAUUCUGUUUCCUAGCUCAACUGUCUUUCACCAAAAUAAACACCAUUCUUUACUGGAAGCUUUUACAAAGAAAUGUUUACUUCAUGUAGUGUUCUGGUGUUGGUCAAGAGAUUCCUGUCCCCUGACUAGUAAACAUGGAGCCAAGAUAAGUAUCUCAGGUAGAUAAAUAUAGUAUUCUCUUGGUUCCUUGUUACUAUUGCACAAUAUGUGCCACAUUUUAUAUGUCUGAUAUAUUGAGUUUUGAACUCUUGUUUGGUUUGAGGUUCUAGAUAUGGCAAAGGGCCAAAUCUCUCUCUCAGACAGGCCCCUCCCCCCUUCUAUGAAUUCAAUGAAGUCCAAGGGCCUACGUGGGUGAAUAAAGCGAGCAGCAUCGGGUUCAUAUUAACACAUGCGUGUCAUCCUCUCCCCUGACUUACAAGAAUAAAAAGCUUUUUAUUCAAACGCUGCCUUUAUUAGGGUAGCUCUGAUGUUUCUUUCACAAAUUAAUGCAUUGUUCCACUUCAUUUUCAAGCGAAAGUCAUUUGAUUUAAGGCUAUCAUUAGGCCAAACAAAAAUGGUCUGUGUAAAGGUCUUGGAUAACCUCCUACCACUGCUAAACUACAAACUAAAUGUCA
Messenger RNA from Mauremys reevesii (Reeves's turtle), 1413 nucleotides. RefSeq names its product hydroxyacyl-thioester dehydratase type 2 (gene HTD2). The record is from RefSeq and is a predicted model, not a curated record. The transcript has a single exon. Bases 32 to 547 code for a protein of 171 amino acids. NCBI's taxonomy places the organism in Eukaryota, Metazoa, Chordata, Testudines, Geoemydidae.